Xiphophorus couchianus (Monterrey platyfish) is the source of this 928-nucleotide messenger RNA. RefSeq lists its product as uncharacterized. NCBI's taxonomy places the organism in Eukaryota, Metazoa, Chordata, Actinopteri, Cyprinodontiformes, Poeciliidae. The record is from RefSeq and is a predicted model, not a curated record. The coding region runs from base 252 to 836 and encodes 194 amino acids. The transcript is spliced from 7 exons.
CAAUAUUCCGUCAGUCCCUGAAGGCAACAUGAAGGUGUGGAGAAACAGAUAAAAGUCCCGAAGUUCAUUUCCAGCAACAAGACGAACGAGGCUCUUCCUCUCAAGCUGACAAGUUUAAUUUGUUGACAUUCUUAACAACUACUUGUUAAAGUCCCUGAAAGCAGCACGAAGGUGUGGAGAAAGCGAUCCGAGCGCUGAAGUUCAUUUUCAGCAACAAGAAGAUCGAGGUUGGUGCUCUCAAGAAAGCCAGAAUGGCAGAGUGUAAAAUAAGAAGAUUGGAGAAUUUACGACAAUGUAAUGGAAAAAGAGUUCCAGAGUAUCUGGCAGUGGUGUCAAAGAUUGUGUCUGAAAAUAGAGGCAAAGAAAUGCCUCUGCCUUAUCCAGAUGGGCCCAAACUGACCGUUGGACCAGUGGAGGACACAGAGUACAAUGACAGGCCUGCAGUGGUCAACGCAUGGGGAAAGUUUUAUCUUCCCAAAACAACAAAGAUGGAGGUUAUCGGCUAUGUGGAGGGAACUUCGUACCCAUGUGACCAGCUUGUCCUGGUGACCUGUGAGGACCAGAAGGUGUACGGCUUUGAUGGAGACGAGCUGCAUCUGGUGGCUUCCUGCCUGAAUCAGAUGUUUACAGAGGGAAUACCCGAUCCUGCAUUACAGAGUUAUUACCAUGGGGAGCCUUUCAAAGACAUGACCAAAGAGGACUGGGCGAAGGUGAAACAGGGCCCAGUGGGGAAGAGGUUGGAAGAGGAGCGUCGUAAACUGGUGGCUUCUCGCAAAUCCGCUUUCAUGCAGAAUCUCAAAAUCAUCAGACAAAGACAGAGGUGGGUGUCCGUUUAAGGUGUCAACAGCAGAAGGGCAACAUCCUCCCCAAAAGCAACAUGACUCAGUUGCAGAAAGGUGGAACGUGACUAAGUUUUUCUCAUUCAUGC